AUGCACAAGAGAAGAUGUUCAGAGAAGAUAGAGCCACGGGUCCCAGACGUGCCCACCCCAGCCAGGACAACAGCAUCUGCUGGAUCCCUCCUGCAACAAAUGAGGAGACUGCCUGCUAGCCCCUGUGACAACUACACAAACGACUUUGGCUUCCCCCAGGAGGCGUUUGACGGCAAGCAGCUGCAGAAGGCUCAAGCCCUCUCUGUCGUCCAUGUGACGAACCAGAAGACCUUCCACCUCUUCUGCACAGAGGCCUCACCUGCUCCCUGGAACACGACCCUCCUGGAGGAAUUGUGCUCAGGAAUUUAUCAGCGGGUGAACGACCUAGAAGCCUGUCUCAUGCAGGAGGCGGGGGUGGGAGAGACGCCUCUCGUGAAUGGGGACUCCAUCCUGAGGAACUACUUCCAGAGAAUCUACCUCUAUCUGUGA
Molecule: messenger RNA, 429 nt
Organism: Enhydra lutris kenyoni (northern sea otter)
Lineage: Eukaryota; Metazoa; Chordata; Mammalia; Carnivora; Mustelidae
Product: interferon alpha-1/2-like
Exons: 1
Coding region: 1-429 (142 amino acids)
Biological process (GO): cytokine-mediated signaling pathway; natural killer cell activation involved in immune response; response to exogenous dsRNA
Cellular component (GO): extracellular region
Molecular function (GO): type I interferon receptor binding; cytokine activity
Source: RefSeq, a predicted model, not a curated record